Sporothrix schenckii 1099-18 is the source of this 1818-nucleotide messenger RNA. RefSeq lists its product as uncharacterized. Bases 1 to 1818 code for a protein of 605 amino acids. The record is from RefSeq and is a predicted model, not a curated record. NCBI's taxonomy places the organism in Eukaryota, Fungi, Ascomycota, Sordariomycetes, Ophiostomatales, Ophiostomataceae. The transcript has 3 exons.
AUGUGGCCGUCCAAACUCGCCCUUGUCACUGCGGGGGCCCUGGUCGGCCCGGCCACGGCCCUGCUCGUCGCACCGAACUCGCCAUGCGAGCAAUACUGCGGAAACGUCCUGUCGGCUACUACGGGUUCCGACAUGACCUGUGAUGACAGCCUCUACUCGUCGAGUUCUGCCGGCAUCGUCUUUGAGUCCUGUAUCAACUGCGAACUCAAGAGCGCCUACUCGACUGGCAACGUUUCGGACUUGCAGUACCUACUGUACAACCUUCGCUACACAAUUUCAUACUGCCUCUUUGGCCUCGAAAACAACACCAACGUCGCAGGCUCUCCUUGCGUCACCAGUCCCGCCUGUGGCAUGCUUGAGGACUCGUUCAACUAUGAAAAUCUAACCGUGGACGUCGCUCCUUACGGCUACUGCGAUGGGUGGAUCGAGGUCCAGGUCCCCAAGUGCACAGCCUGUCUCGGCUCUGGAUUUUCAAAUUCAUUCAUGGAAAAUUAUGUCACCAUUCUGGACGCUGCUUGUAUCCAAAAGCCCAAUGCCGGGAUUACGCUGAGCGUAUCUGGAACGCCAUUCUCUACCAUCCCGAUGAACGUCACCACGCCGUCGGCUGUCCCACUGUAUACCUACACGCCUGCAUAUUCCGCCAUUUCUCUCGGAGGCAAAGUAGGCAUCGCCAUUGGCGGCCUGGUUCUCCUCCUCAGUUUCGCCGGCGUCAUGAUUGUGUGCCUUGGCCGCCGUCGCCGUCGCGCCUACCUGAAGAGCGUCGAAGCCCGCUACCGCAACAGAGGUAAUGGCGGUGUCGUGGGCGGCGGCAGCGGCGACGGUUGGCCCUCGCCCAAUAUUGGCCGUGGCAGCAAGGCGCAUGAGAAGUUCUCGACGCCGACGAGCGCGCAGCCGCUACGCGGUUGGGACGACACGCCGACGUCUGCGUCCACCAUGGCCGAGAAGAACGGCGGGUUCUUCCCUCGCUACUUCUCCCCGUACAACUCGCAGUACAACAGCCCCGUCAGCGCCGAGGAAGGCCCACCAUACGCUGCAUGGCCCACAAUGGCAUCCAUGACCGACACACUCGCCGCCGGCAGCAGCUCGUCCCCCAAUGGGGGCUCGGGUGGCCGGCACUAUGCGCUUGGUCUGCGCUCGGUCAGCCCUGUCGCCGACGAUGCACACGAUGGAUCGCCAGGGAGCAGCUCCGGGGCGAACGGCCGCAAGCCGUGGCCGCCCGGGUACACCCAGGAGGAGAUUGAGCGCAUGGCGCACGAGUACGAGCUGGCACAGAUUGGCGUUGCUCUUGGCGGCGCCGACCCGAGCCUGCGAAGCAAGAACUCCAACGUCAGCCUCGAAGGGUCGGCCGGCGCCAAGUCCGCCGUCGAUGUCGACGACUUCCCGACGCCGCCGCUGCAACAGGCGCCGACACAGACCGCACUUCGGCAGCAGUCGCCGGCGCAGCACGACGAGUCGUCGUCGCCGUCGUCGCUGUCUUCGCUGUCCGUGUCGGCCGGUGCCCUGUGGGAGCAGCCGUCGUCGUCGUCGUCCAAGCGCAAGACGCGCCGCAGUAGCAAGAAGUCGUCGAGCACGCGGCAGGCGAGCGAGCCGAGCGACAACGAGAGCAUCAUUCUCUCGACGUUCCGAAGGCCGUCCGUGACGCAGGAGCAGUCACAAAUUGCAGAACCGCAGCCACCACCGGCACCCACACUGCAGCCACCGCGAGCGAUUCCAUACUACCCGCCGCCACCAUCACCACAGAUGGAGUCGCCGUACAGCCCGCAGUUGCCCUACGGCGGCCUGACAGAAGAAGACGCAAGGCAUGGCCAUGCCAUGUGA